GGUGAGCUCAGCUUUCCACAGGGGCAGGGGGACUCUCCAACAUAUUCUGCCCUCAAACAGCCCUCUUCCCUGGGAUUGCUAACCCAGCUGGCUACCUCCCGCUGCUGAACCUCCACUGAGGAGGAAAUAGAACCCUCCAUCAUUGCUGUCUGGUGGUUCAAGGAGAGCGGAGAGGCACUGGCAACAGCAGACACUUUGUACUGGGCAGGACUGGCUCCAGUGCUGCUGGAGUCUGGAUCUUCGAACGCUUUUGUUAUCAUCUCGCUGUCUGUCUGUGAGGACUAACAGAGGAUUGAUACACGUGUUCAGGGGCCCUGGUACUGGCUUCCACAGCUAGCUUGACGGAUCUACAACGAGCAGGACAGUUCCUACAGUUUGUAGGCACCAUGGCAGAGGAAGUCCAGUCCUCAGCCGCCGUUACCAUGGUAAUGACCAGCAAGGAGGCGGGCUCUAAAAGGACAGUGUUAGAUGACCUCUACCUGACCUUCCGGUCCCCAAUGGGCUGGAUGCUGGUUGUGGCGCUGCUGAUCACUUGGGCCAGUGUGGCCGUUGUCCUCUUCGACCUGCUCGACUACAAAACACUGACAGACUAUACAUCAUACUGUGAUGACCCCUGUUUGCCACCUGGAUUGGCUCCUCCUCCUGCUGCUGUUAGGAAGGCCUUGAAAGAGGCAGGCAGGUCCAAAGGUGGUGUUCAACAGGUGAUCUCUGAUCCUGUGGUGGUUGUCAGCGAUGCUACAGAGGACUCCACUGAUUGGCUAAACCUACUUAUGACCUUUGUAUCCAGUCUGGUUGCACCUGAGGAAGAAGAAAUAGAGGGGGUACACAACGAGGAGCUAUGAAGCUGUCUAACUGUGCAUUGGUCUUUGGAUAACCUUGUGAAUAAAAACAAUCUUGUCUCUCAA
Molecule: messenger RNA, 905 nt
Organism: Osmerus eperlanus (European smelt)
Lineage: Eukaryota; Metazoa; Chordata; Actinopteri; Osmeriformes; Osmeridae
Product: triadin-like
Exons: 6
Coding region: 387-842 (151 amino acids)
Cellular component (GO): sarcoplasmic reticulum; membrane
Molecular function (GO): signaling receptor binding
Source: RefSeq, a predicted model, not a curated record